ACAUCAUCACCAUCUGUAAACAUGCAUUUCAGCCACGAGACCGCUGCUUUCCAGCUUUGCGCAAAGAGCGCCAUGUUCGAGAGCAAGGAUUCGGGUUCCGUCGACGGGGAGCAGUUGACCGAGGUGCGCUCCCCGAGUUCAGGGCCCUCCAGCCCGCUGUCCGUGAACUCAGACUCCAGCUGCACCAGCCCGGAGGCCAAGUCUGCCUCAAUGCAGCAGAGAGUCAGGAGGCCCCUGAAUGCCUUCAUCAUCUGGACCAAAGAGGAGCGCAGGCGGCUGGCGCAGCUUAACCCGGACCUGGAGAACACGGAUCUGAGCAAAAUACUCGGAAAAACCUGGAAGGCCAUGUCCCUGGUAGAGAAGCGUCCAUACAUGCAUGAAGCAGAGCGUCUGAGAGUCCAGCACACCAUCGACUAUCCCAACUACAAGUACCGGCCCCGCAGGAGGAGGCAGCUGAAGAAGAGCUCCAAACCCCAGGGCGCAGAGGUUUCUCACUCCCCGCACUGCAGCUCAGGGUUCCCAGUGCCUUACAACCUCACCUACCUGCUUCAGAACCAGCAACCCUACCCAAGCACACCUGCUUUCACAGCUAACUUCACCCCUUUGCGCAGCAGCUACCCAAACAGUCCAGUUUUUCCAGACACAGCAGCAGCAGACGUUUUCUCAAAUAAGCCUGCUGUGUACCCAAACCAUCCUGCGUACCCUGCAGAGCCUCAGGUGUAUUAUGGCAGUCAGCACAGGCACAUGCAGUAUGGUUUCUCCAGCGCUGUAGGUCUCCAUGUGGAUCAAGGGGAGUGCAGUAGGGUUAACGGGGGCCUGCUGAGCCCUGCUUGGCCCUCCCUGGAGUUUUACCUGGAACAGGUUCAGCAGGACAUGCUGUACGAUCUGGACCGCAGCGAGUUCGAACAGUACCUGGGUCCGAGCACUCACAGGCCUGAGUCAGUGGAUCCCAGCAGCUAUCAGAGCAGUCUCAGAGAGGGACGCUCACUCUCAUGAAACUAUAAAACAAUUGUGUAUUUAUUUAAAUUGUCAGUGUAUCAUCUGCUGAA
This is a messenger RNA of Perca fluviatilis (European perch), 1049 nucleotides long. RefSeq names its product SRY-box transcription factor 32 (gene sox32). The transcript has 2 exons. Bases 22 to 996 code for a protein of 324 amino acids. The record is from RefSeq and is a predicted model, not a curated record. NCBI's taxonomy places the organism in Eukaryota, Metazoa, Chordata, Actinopteri, Perciformes, Percidae. Gene Ontology annotation, molecular function: RNA polymerase II cis-regulatory region sequence-specific DNA binding; DNA-binding transcription factor activity, RNA polymerase II-specific. Gene Ontology annotation, biological process: cell differentiation; anatomical structure morphogenesis; regulation of DNA-templated transcription.